Messenger RNA from Neolamprologus brichardi, 2997 nucleotides. Lineage: Eukaryota; Metazoa; Chordata; Actinopteri; Cichliformes; Cichlidae. The record is from RefSeq and is a predicted model, not a curated record.
CCUCCGUCUCUCUUUGACGCUCUGUGUCUGUGAUUCCAGAGAGAUGCUGCGAGAUCCUGAGAUGAGGAACAAACUGAUCUCCAAUCCAACCAACUUCAACCACGUGGCUCACAUGGGACCAGGAGACGGCAUCCAGAUCCUGAAGGACCUGCCCAUGAACGUCCGUGUUCAGGACAGCCGAGCGGGCUUCAGCGGCUCCGUCAGCAUUCCCUCCAUCACCAAGAACCGGGCCGAGCCGGGCCGCUCCAUGAGCGCCAGCAGCGGGCUGGGCAUACGCUCGUCCUCGCAGAACGGCAGCGCUCUGCGCCGGGAGCUGUCAGGAGGAAGCUACGGGUCCAAACGCCAGACCAUGACCUCUCCUUCCGAGAGCUCCCUGUCCUCAGGCGGAGGGGUGGACUGCGGUGAUGCUCCGCUCUCACAGUUCGACAGAGAGUGGCAGGCAGUCUCCCCGUCGGAGAAGACCCCCGAUCUGAAAAGGGCUUUAAGGACCCUGCUUAGUAAGAUGAAGGAUUCGGACUCCCCGCGCCACUCCACGGCCUCCAACAGCUCCACCUUCAGCAGCCCUCCCAGCCCGGCCUCCCCACACAAGACCAAGUCCCUGUCCUUGGAGAGCACAGAAAGGAUGGGCUGGGACACAUGAGCCCCCAGCGCUCCAUCCAACCCCCCUCACCCACCCACCGACCGACCCAUCAACCGACCCACCGACCGACAGCACAGGACUCAAAUUCUCCAACUCCUCCUUUUUUGAAUAUUGUUCCCUCACUGCCCAGAGAACUGCACCUCCUGCCCACCACUCCCUCCCAAAGAUUUGUCCCACUUUACCCCCCCACACUGUGUCAGCGUUCUUCCACAGUGGGGCCGAAACACUCGCUAGGCAGCGAGGGACAAGCUAUCAAAUGCUAUCAGUGUACAUGUGGGUGCUGAUGUUUGGCUUGUGUGUGAGAGGUGUGUGUGAUGUGGGGCAGGUGAUGCAGGAACAGGAAGCUCCCAUUUUGGCUCUUUUUGGUCAACUUGUCGAGAUUCACUGAGACUCUUAAAAAGUCACGAUGCAAAAAGAAGAAAUAUUAUCGAGAGCAGAAGGUUUGUACUUGUACAUAGGACCCGCCGGGAUUCAGGGGACAGUGUUUUAAUUUAUUUAUCGAUCAUAGACGAGGAAAGGGAGCGCUGCCCCCCCCUCACCUGCUUUCUCUCUGGGUGCUGCAAAAAAAACAAAAAAAUAAAAAAAGGAAUUACGUUUAUUUUUUGCUCCUGAUACUAAGUGCAGUGACUUUAUAACAUUUUUAAUUUCCACCAUCAGCGGCUCCUGUGACAUCACACGACAAACACGACAUCAUCGGGGGCGUGUCCUCCGUCGUGGACGCUCCAGCCAAAACUCCCGUCACAGUCAUGUACAUAGGUUCAGAGUAGAGAGUAAUAUAUGAUAAGGAAAUACUAUAGAGAACUACACGGGACGGAAAACUCCUCCUUUAUUUUCCCGCUUUUGUUUGGAGUGAUUCCGGGUUGUUUCGCACUCGAAGCCAUUUUAAAACCACUUCUUUUGUUUUUACUGAUUUAUUUUAGAUUUGUUUGUUUUCAUGUUGUUUCUAUGACGUGUGCAUCCCUCCACCUGAUAUCAGGGGGGAAAGCUGACUUAUAACGGCACUGCUGCCUGUACGCAGACACACGCACACAGGCGGUUGUUGCCUUGUUGUGCUCCUCUGACUGUUGGCGGUGUUUGAAAGGUCGCUGAGCUCUGUUUCAGCAAAUACGGACAAACAGGGAGGCGCCGCGACUUCGCUCCAACGCUUUAAUGAGUCGUGAAAAUUUGUAAGAGGGAUAAAAAAAAUGAGAAUGUAAACAGUGCGAGGACGUCACAGCUGGUUUGUUCUGGAGGCGACGGAGUAAAUGACCUCAGCCUGUUGUUGUUGUGUGAACUGAACAGGGCCGGAGCUCUGAGCCGCCUCCACGGCACUAAUCUACUCUACUCUACUUUACUUUACUUUACUUUGUCAGUGGAAAGGCCUUUAAAAAAUAGACGAGGGGGGAAACGGUGUGGCAGCUUCUGGCUGCAGAGCGGGGCAUUCACAGCCAAAAACCUGUUACCUCUGUUCAUCUCCUGUAGGCAUUUUGACCCGAGGGACACGGCGGCGUGGCAUCAACCCACAGAGGGUUUUAGCCUCGCUCCACAUGAUUCCUGUUUGUCAGAAAGGGAAACUCUUCAUUCCCCCUGUGGAAACACAGCAAAGAGCUGCAAACGGCUCAUUCCAGGUGUUAUUUUUAUUUUAUUAUUUUUUAAUUUGAAGAGGUUUAGAGCUCCCAGCUGGUUUUACUCCAGAUAUCUUAGACCUUUUUUUAAGCUAGCGACUCCUUCGUUCCUGCGACGAGUUUAUCUGCAGGACGACGAGCUGGCGUGAGGUGUUCGCCAGGCGGCGUCUGUUUUUCAUUUUUGGCCUGUGCAGAAAAUCUGAUCCUAGAUGUCCCGGUUCAAAGAGCGAGAAGGGGAAACUCAGGAAACAAAUUUUCAGUCAGACGAGCGUGAUCGAGGUGCGUUUGAUUCAUUGAUGGAUGGGCAGCAGUAAGUGAGGGAAUGUGACCCGGGUGGAGACAGUGAGUAUCGGGUGACAGGUGGCUUCACGGCCGAAGUGCCGCAUUUUAAAGAAACGGAAACGCCUUUACAUUUCAGUGAGGUCUUAUCUCCAGUACCUUCUAUAUUGUUUUGCUCUUUCAUAUCAUAUUCCACUUUGUUUUCUAGGAUUGCUUUGUAAUAAUUUGUACAGUUUUGCAUGUUAUAGAUGUAAUCAUUUUGGUUUGUCGUUUUCUUUUUGGAGCGGUUUGGGUGUUUUACUGAGGAUAACCCACUACAGCUGAUGUAGAUUCUUUUUUUGCACAAAAAUAUUUAAGGUGUAAGGUCAAAACAAAAAUAAUGUAUGGAAGCGGCUGCCACACUUACGUGGAGAACUCAUUAUAUUAACCUGACUCCGAUGUAUUUCAAUAAAGCGGAGGGCUGUUACAAAUACA